Messenger RNA from Rhineura floridana, 3813 nucleotides. It is a transcript of the gene ELP3, whose product is annotated as elongator acetyltransferase complex subunit 3. The record is from RefSeq and is a predicted model, not a curated record. Lineage: Eukaryota; Metazoa; Chordata; Lepidosauria; Squamata; Rhineuridae. Gene Ontology annotation, biological process: tRNA wobble base 5-methoxycarbonylmethyl-2-thiouridinylation. The transcript is spliced from 15 exons. Gene Ontology annotation, molecular function: iron-sulfur cluster binding; acyltransferase activity, transferring groups other than amino-acyl groups. Gene Ontology annotation, cellular component: nucleus; cytoplasm; elongator holoenzyme complex. Bases 161 to 1837 code for a protein of 558 amino acids.
UCUGCUUUACGGCAGUGUAGCAGGCAGUUAUCUUCCAGUCCCUUCUUCCGCCCUUCUUUUUCGCGACGUCGUCGUGGAAAGAAGGAAGCUUUCCAGCGGCGUGCUUGGCGACAAGCCGGAGGACAAACUUCUGGGGAGGGGGAGAGCGAGUAUCUUCGCCAUGAGGCAAAAGAAGAAAGGAGAUCUCAGUCGGGCAGAGCUUAUGAUGAUGACUAUAGCUGAUGUCAUUAAGCAGCUCAUUGAAGCUCAUGACCUGGGCAAAGAUGUAAACUUGAACAAGAUAAAGACCAAGACAGCCGCUAAGUACGGGCUUUCAGCGCAGCCCCGCCUGGUUGACAUCAUUGCUGCUGUGCCCCCCCAGUACCGCAGAGUGCUGGUUCCCAAGCUGAAGGCGAAGCCCAUCCGCACUGCUAGUGGGAUUGCUGUAGUGGCAGUGAUGUGUAAGCCACACAGAUGUCCACACAUUAACUUCACGGGAAACAUAUGUGUGUACUGCCCAGGAGGCCCCGAUUCUGACUUUGAAUAUUCAACACAAUCGUACACUGGAUAUGAGCCAACUUCCAUGAGGGCCAUCCGCGCCAGGUAUGACCCGUAUCUCCAGACCAGGCACCGGGUUGAACAGCUGAAGCAGCUGGGCCACAGCGUGGACAAAGUAGAGUUCAUUGUCAUGGGCGGGACAUUCAUGGCACUUCCUGAAGAAUACCGAGAUUAUUUUAUCCGCAACUUGCACGAUGCUUUAUCGGGUCACACGUCCAACAACGUGGCAGAGGCCGUCAGAUACUCUGAGCGAAGCCUGACAAAGUGCAUUGGGAUUACUAUAGAGACCAGGCCCGAUUACUGCCUGAAACGGCACUUGAGUGACAUGUUGUCUUACGGAUGCACCAGGCUGGAGAUUGGCGUGCAGAGUGUCUACGAGGAUAUAGCUAGAGAUACGAACAGGGGCCAUACGGUGAAGGCUGUGUGUGAAUCAUUUCACUUAGCCAAAGAUGCCGGGUUCAAGGUGGUGGUACACAUGAUGCCAGAUCUGCCCAACGUGGGACUUGAGAGAGACAUUGACCAGUUUGUGGAGUUCUUUGAGAAUCCUGCCUUUCGCCCAGAUGGCAUGAAGCUCUAUCCGACUCUUGUGAUCCGUGGCACUGGCCUAUAUGAGCUCUGGAAGACUGGGCGGUACAAGAGUUACCCUCCGAGCACCCUUGUUGAAUUGGUGGCAAGGAUUCUGGCUCUUGUGCCUCCGUGGACACGAAUCUACCGAGUGCAAAGGGAUAUCCCAAUGCCUUUGGUCAGUUCUGGAGUAGAGCAUGGCAACUUGAGAGAACUUGCACUGGCCAGGAUGAAGGACCUGGGGACAGAGUGCCGUGAUGUGAGGACGAGAGAAGUCGGAAUACAAGAGAUUCAUCACAAAGUGAGACCCUACCAGGUGGGGCGUCUUCCUUCUCUGCAGGGCUUGCUUGUGGAGCUGAUUCGGAGAGAUUAUGUGGCCAACGGCGGCUGGGAGACCUUCCUCUCCUACGAGGAUCCCGAGCAAGACAUCCUGAUUGGCCUCCUGCGUUUGCGGAAGUGUUCAGAGGAGACUUUCAGGGCGGAGCUGAAGGGAGGCGUCUCUGUUGUCCGAGAGCUCCAUGUCUACGGGAGCGUGGUCCCCGUCAGCAGCCGAGAUCCCUCGAAAUUCCAGCACCAGGGAUUUGGGAUGUUGCUGAUGGAGGAGGCGGAGAGGAUAGCUAAAGAAGAGCAUGGGGCGUGGAAGAUUGCCGUCAUUUCAGGCGUGGGCACCAGGGAUUACUACAGGAAGAUCGGCUAUGAGCUGGAAGGACCUUACAUGGUGAAAAGGCUAGACUGAGGCGAACUUAACUAGUAGUGUUCAAGGCUGUGUCUGUGUGCACUGAUUCUGCUGAGGCCAGGGCAGAAGGGGAAAUGACAACUUCCUGCCACAAAACCCUGGCUUGGGGAUGAAAACAUCAGUCAGCCCCGAUCAGUUACCAGCAAAGGAUUCCAUUUCUUCUGAUGUCCCAACUCAAGCCCCAGAACCUUUGCAACUUGGCGCCUCUGACAGAGGAUUCUCUUCUUACCUUGGAAACUUUCAUUAUCAUUGAGUGUAGAAUCCAGAGGAGCUCCUGUCAGGCCUUGGUUUUGUUCGGUGUGCAGAUGCCUGCAAUUUGGCUGCCAAUCUGAAACCUGCCUUUUAUUCCCUGUUGCAUCUCCAUUUCACAUCGGGCUGCUUGUUUCCUUGCUGUAAUACUUGUUUUCAUACUAUAGCACCCGCUGAUAUCAGCAAGGUCCUUCAAGGGGACGAGGACCCUGGCACGGAGAUCUUUUGACGACUUGCCUUGGGCUGGAGAGUGAACAUUAGCCUUUUCUCAGGGAGGAUGUAGAAGAGAAUUUCACACACUCACCCAGGGCCAGCGCCAGACAUGCCAGGGCUCUUGGACACCAGCCUGCCCUGGGCUCUGGCACACGUACACACACCCCACCUACCUAUCUACCUAGCGAGCAGGGAGGGGCCGGGAUGGCGGGCGAGUGCCAGAGCGAGCAAGCGGGGGGAGGGAGGGCGGUUGCGGGCGGCAGCUCCCUCCCUGCGAUCCCUGCUGCGGAUUGCAGAAGGGGAACGCUACUACCCCACCCUAACAAGGGCCCCUGUGGGCCACGGCCACCCUUUGGCACCAGCCCUGCACUCACCCCAUGCUUUUUUUGAAGCUGCUUGGAUAUUACUGACUUCCAGGUAGGGGCUCGUUCCCCUGUCCUGUCUCCAGCUUGCCUUCCCCCUGGGUUGUGAGGAAUCCCGACACAGCUGCACUCUCUGCACUGUGGGACCGUGAGACCGCUCUGUUUUUUAAAGGACCCUACUUGGUUUCAGCACUUGGGUUUAUUUUGUGUGAGCACACUGAGGGCCUGUGGUGGCUAGGGUUGCCAGGUUCCUGGCCUGAGACUUAUCCUGUAUCUUUAGGAGAAGAGAAAGUCAGCCAAGUGCAGGUGUUCUUGCAACAUUGUAAUGGGAAAAACCACAAGGUGGAAUUCUCCCUUCCACCUGCACAACUUUUAAAGAUACAGAAGAACUCUUGGUUGCCAAGCCCAGUCCAAGAUGUCUUCUGUAUCUUUCAAAGUUGGGCAGGGGGAAGGGAGAAUUCCACCUUGUGGUUUUCCCUUUACAGAGUUGCAGAGAACACCUGCACUUGGCUGACUUUCUUUUCUCCUAAAGAUACAGGAUCAGUCUCAGGCCCUGAACCUGGCAACCCUGGUGGUGGUACAUCUUAGCCCCAUUCUGCUGCAACUGCUUCCUGAAUCCCACCUUGCCACAGUGCUGAAAAGAGUCGAGCAACACGGAUAUCAGCUGCAGCCACUUCAGGGUUCAGCAUUAUUUUUCCAAUGUUUUCCCACAGUAUCUGCCGAGAGGUGGGGGGGUUUGGGGUGGGGGGGUCACAGAGGUGGAGGAGGUCUAAAAUCCAGAUGCAACAAUCCAUCCUGGAUGAUUUAACCUGGCCUUUUCUGUGCUGGCAAAGUAGCAGAGGCUGCUUUGUCUUCAUGCAUUUAGAGCAGGGAGGGGGAAGAAUCGGUGGUCCUCCCAAUGUUGUCGCACCCCAACUCCCACCAGCCCCAGCCAGCACGGCCAGUGGAGGGGAUGAUGGGAGUUGUAGUCCCUGGAGGGGCCCCACAGGAUCCCCAGCCCUGGCUUAGAGUGCUUUUGAGGGCUGGGACAAAGGCAUCUCUGUGGGUUGCAGAGACAGAAGCCACCAAGGAGAGAGAAGAGCCAACUUCUGUAAAGCAGCCUGUAGUUGGGUAAAAAAACCUGCUAAUAAAACAGCAAUUUUUUUUGCAGUC